UCUCGAGAACCAGUUCUUCGGUAGCCCGUGUCGGGGUCAUCGCUGUGUGUGCAGAACGUGCGUGAACAUUCGUGGCAAGUGGCUCUCCUCGGGUGUGACGGUUUUUUGGCUGUGAAAAUUCACCAAACCCAAAGGGAAACCCAUCAUCACCGGGAGAAUCGCACGGAAUCGAGCGCCAUUUUCCCACCAUCGCUCCAACCGAUCGAUUGUUCUGUGAGGCUGUGUUACGUAAUCUGUGACUUGCUACCCGUACAUCGAAGCGUGGAUUAAGAGUGAAAAGCUUCGGGAAACAGGUCGAAAACGUAGCCCGUCUCGUACGUUCUGCUAACACAUCCGUCAGUGAGACACCAACUCGUCGAAAGGGCACGAAGGCAACAUGACGUCGAUAAACGUGGACAAAUACAAACUGUCCGACAAAACGGCAAAGCUCACGGCCAAAGACAUCAUUCCGGUCGUCCAGUCGUCGGACUCGGCCGAGACUCGCGAGUUUCUGCACACAAUCGCCGAGCUGCUGGUCGACUAUGUCAACGUACAGAACGACCGGAAGGAGAAGAUCCUCGACUUCCACCACCCGGAGGACAUGAAGAAGCUGCUCACGCUGGACAUCCCCGAGCAGGCGGUCACACUGCAACAGCUGGUGAAGGACUGCGCCAUGACGCUGAAGUACCAAGUGAAGACGGGCCAUCCGCAUUUCUUCAACCAACUGUCGUGCGGGCUGGACGUGGUUUCGAUGGCUGGUGAGUGGCUGACGGCGACGGCCAACACCAACAUGUUCACGUACGAGAUUGCACCGGUGUUCAUCCUGAUGGAGAACGUCGUCCUGUCGAAGAUGCGCAAGAUCAUCGGCUGGGACGGUGGCGACUCGAUCCUGGCGCCGGGCGGUUCCAUCUCGAACCUGUACGCGUUCCUGGCCGCCCGCCACAAGAUGUUCCCGAACUACAAGGAACACGGCGCCCGUGCCUUACCCGGUGAGCUGGUGAUGUUCACGUCCGAUCAGUGUCACUACUCGAUCAAGUCGUGCGCCGCCGUGUGCGGACUCGGCACGGACAACUGCGUGAUGGUGCCGUCCGACGAGCACGGCAAGCUGAUCCCGGCCGAGCUCGAGCGGCUCAUCCUGGAGCGGAAGGCACGCGGCCAGAUCCCGUUCUUCGUGAACGCGACCGCCGGCACCACGGUGCUCGGGGCGUUCGAUCCGAUCAACACCAUUGCCGACAUCUGCGAGAAGUACAACUGCUGGUUCCAUGUUGAUGCUGCCUGGGGUGGUGGACUCCUGCUGUCCAACAAGUACCGCCAUCCGCGCUUCGAUGGCAUCGAGAGAUGCGACUCGAUCACGUGGAACCCGCACAAGCUGAUGGGAGCCCUGCUGCAGUGUUCAUCGAUUCACUUCAAGGAGGACGGCCUCCUGAUUAGCUGCAACCAGAUGUCGGCCGAGUACCUGUUCAUGACCGACAAACUGUACGACAUCAGCUACGACACCGGCGACAAGGUGAUCCAGUGCGGUCGCCACAACGACGUCUUCAAGCUGUGGCUGCAGUGGCGCUCGAAGGGUACGGAGGGCUUCGCCAAGCACAUGGACCAUCUGAUGGAGCUGACCGAGUACGAGGUGCGCCGCAUCCGGCAGCAACCGGACAAGUUCCACCUGAUCAUGGAGCCGGAGCUGGUGAACGUGUCGUUCUGGUACAUUCCGAAGCGUUUGCGUGGAGUGCCGCACGACGCGAAGAAGGAACAGGAGCUGGCCCGGAUCUGUCCCAUCAUCAAGUCGCGCAUGAUGCAAUCCGGCACGCUGAUGGUCGGUUACCAGCCGGACGAUCGUCGCCCGAACUUUUUCCGCUCGAUCAUCUCGUCGAUCGCCGUCACCGAGGCCGACGUAGAUUUCAUGCUCAACGAGAUCGACCGUCUCGGGCAAGACCUGUAAGAGGUGCCAGUGUCGUUAGUGUCGCCGCAGGCAUUGUUUGGGGUUGGUGUCUCCGUGCGCAGUCCGACGGGAGACCCAGUGAACCCUGUUCCUGUCGCUAGCUGCCGGGAGCUCGGAGGGGCAGCUGACAUUUUAAUCAACCAAUGAGUAUCAGUUAUGAAGACAUAUCAAUAUAUCUUCAACAAGUUGUUGUGUUUCACAUUCCAAAGCGAAAAAAAAACAAACAUACGAAUGCUUUAUUGAUGUCACAGUCUGUGAGAUUUUUCUUAGGAAGGCUUAGAGGAGGAACUUAGAUCCAUCGUUUCUAGAAAACGUUUUCGUUAUCCAUGUCACGGACAUAUCAGAUGGUUUAUCUCUCUUUUUGAGUUUACGUGUUCUGCAUGUUCUGCUGAAAAGAAUCACUUUGACGAUCGGUAGACCUAGCCGUAGAGAAUUAAGUUCCCCACAAGGACCCCGUUUUGCUAGGUUCGUCCCCUAGACAUAACUAUUUACCCUAAACCUUGACUGUUGAAUCCCAGCCGCGGGGCGCGGGAAACCCAAUUAUAUAUAUACAACAAUCGCAAAACGGUAACCGUAGAGAUAUACUAUAUAUACACGUAUAUACACAGCCACCCAGUAACACCCUAAGGACCGCAAAAUACACACUAAAUCGGCCGGCGAGAAUGCGAGGCUCUGCGAGAUGGCAUUGCGAUCCCAGCAUAGUCCGCGAAUUCUGCCGUUUGCGUAGAUGUGUUUUAAUUCAAAUUCACACUGGCCCUCCCCGGCACGGCACUCAUAGGCGGACAUCAUUGCGUACAGCAGCCCAUUUCAAUGUACCUUAAACCCUACAUUCGGUUCGGCCAGACCUUCGCGGGGGGGUUUACGUAAGCACAUCCUGUGGCGAAGCUGGUGGCCGAGUGUAGAUUGAAAAGUCAUUUGAACAAAAAAUUACCUACUGGUCUAUGUGUAGUGUCGCAAUAACAGCCACGGAAACGUUCUGGCGAAAGUUCAUCCUACAGUCCGUUUCCGCUUUCGCCAAGUAUAAUCGACCGACAGCGUAUCCUAAACGGAGGCAUUUAUGGCUACGGCCUCGAAACUAUCCUAGGUUGUGUGGUGCGUAUCUGUGUCAGUUUUGUGCGAUUGAUUUUGCCGUUUAGUUCCGAUUCGUCCUCCAUCGCGCGUGCUCGACCAGAGCACCGUGCAAGGACCGUAGACUGUGACAAUGUGUAUAUAUUAGGCUUCUAGGUAUGUUAACGCUUACUGUCUCCUGUCUCCUACCGUCGAGUGAAGGGAUUUGGGUGAAAAGAGAGUUAGAGAAAGUAGUGCGAAGAAGUGUAAGAAGUGUAUAGAACGGUGCGCUACGGUGCGGUUGAAACGAAGCGCAACCUGUAACCUGACUGAGAAUGUUAUCGCCACGCGAAUAUUGUUGAUACUGAUUGCAGUCCAGCCGGUUAGGUUGGAGCACGUGUUCCACGACGACGAGAUAGCCUGCGGUAGUGCUGGGAGACAGAUCGUCGAUGAUCAGCUCUAGGGGCGGCCAGCAGACAGGAUAUUAAAUUUGCCAGAGUUUAGACAAACAUGGACGCACGGUAAGGGACAAGAGCUCCACUUGUUUUGCCUUAUCCUGGCCACAACUGAGUUGCCUCUCGUUGCAUUUUAUUUUCCAUUUUGGCACAGCCAGUUAGGAGGGUUAGGUUCCGUGUAUGUAAUUCGUUCUCCAUUUCUGCAGCCAAAGAGUUCAACGGACGCAAUGCAAAGCAUUUAACGCGUGGUCUACGUUACUAGAGCAGUGGCCACGUGUGCACACGUGUGUAGGUUAUAUCGUACUGUGCUUAGGAAUUUAACUUUGCCAAGACGAAUGGUAAACGAACACGUAGUGGGUAUGAUUUUAGUAGAACCCUAAUUUUAAGACGACUGUUUGAGGCGGUCUGCUCUCCGUCGGGCUCAGGGGCGCGAUGUGGAGCUGUGGACGGAACCAAGUUCCGGAACCGGGCUCGGCAUCGGCAUCGGGAGCCUGCCAGGAUAGGGAACUGAUGCGAACAGUGAAACGACAAAAUCACAAAGUCUUCCUUCAAAUGAAAUGUUAAUUAAUCAACGAUUCAUGCUCACUCUCAGAUACGCUCAUUUGUUGGCACGGGACGGCUGGUGGCCCCCUCGGGUAGCCGGAAGUGCACGAGCACAUCGAGCCAGAUCGAGCCGCCCCGGUCGUCCCGGUGCCCUAUUUGUAUAUUUCAUCUGAACAGUGAUGUGAAUCGUUUAUGUAAUGUAUCGGGUGGCGAGAGAUGAAACACACAAACAUAUAUAUGCAAAAAUCGAAAUGGACAAAACUACGAAACAACCUUAUUGCUGUACAAUGUCGAGCGCGCGGAAAGGAAGCCAAUAUAUCACACGAAAUCCAAACACUGGUGCAGCGCAAAACAAAUUAAUUGCUCCACUUUAGUCCCCAACGGUUUGCUUUAGAGGUUCGAAGUUGCCAUAAACGCAUUUACACGCAGAUAAAGGGAAAUGAGCUUUCCCCCGUCGUAUUGGUUUUUGGUAAACGUGUCGCCGACCGAUCGUAACCGUUGUAAAGAAAACAUGUUAUUUUUGCCCCUGGCCGGGCACGUUGAGUAGUGUCAGCUACUCUCAGUCCCCUCCCUUCCGGAUACCUUCCAUUUCCUGCCGCAUAAACGGGGACUGCAACAUUAGCAUGUAAAGUACGAAGGCCGGUACGAGGAAUUGGACCGCCAAAUGUAUGCCAAAAUCGGUGAAACGAGAACAAAUCCCUACCUAGAUGUUGUGUGUUGUUGAAUGCAAAAAAACGAAUAUAUUUCACACGCCGCAGUCGAGAAGCGACAACGAAGAAAUCACUACAGCAAUCCGAUGAAGUACCCUCUGCAGGUGGAUUCAAAUGAAAUAAAUAAAGCGUAUAAUAUCUAUUGGCAAUUGUAGAUGGAAAUACACAUCGUUUUGCUUUCGCUGA
Molecule: messenger RNA, 4856 nt
Organism: Anopheles bellator
Lineage: Eukaryota; Metazoa; Arthropoda; Insecta; Diptera; Culicidae
Gene: Gad1
Product: glutamate decarboxylase
Exons: 7
Coding region: 377-1915 (512 amino acids)
Biological process (GO): carboxylic acid metabolic process
Cellular component (GO): cytoplasm
Molecular function (GO): carboxy-lyase activity; pyridoxal phosphate binding
Source: RefSeq, a predicted model, not a curated record